Messenger RNA from Mus pahari (shrew mouse), 2149 nucleotides. RefSeq names its product cryptochrome circadian regulator 1 (gene Cry1). The transcript has 12 exons. The record is from RefSeq and is a predicted model, not a curated record. Gene Ontology annotation, molecular function: DNA binding; FAD binding. Gene Ontology annotation, cellular component: nucleus; cytoplasm. The coding region runs from base 319 to 2145 and encodes 608 amino acids. Lineage: Eukaryota; Metazoa; Chordata; Mammalia; Rodentia; Muridae. Gene Ontology annotation, biological process: negative regulation of DNA-templated transcription; circadian regulation of gene expression; entrainment of circadian clock by photoperiod.
CCCCGCGCGCUCGCUUGCGCUCCGGAGGUCUCAGGCCCUGGAAGGUAUGCGUGUCCUCCGGACGCUGGGCGCGGGCUCCUGAAGAACGUCGCGCGUGGAUCCCGGCGCCUCGGCAGCCUCCAUUCAUCUGCCAGCUGCGCGCUCGCCGCCUCCGCGCCCCGCCUCGGCGUCGCCUCCUCCCGUCCCCUCUCUGCAGCCCUUUCCCCACUCCUCGGGUGAGGAGGUUCUCCUGGAAGCGUAGGUGUCGGUUAUGAGCCCGGCUUCUCUCCCUUGAAGCUCUCGGUAGAGGAAGUCGGGGUGACCCGCCGCGCCCCGAGCAUGGGGGUGAACGCCGUGCAUUGGUUCCGAAAGGGACUCCGGCUCCACGACAACCCCGCCCUGAAAGAGUGCAUCCAGGGCGCCGACACUAUCCGCUGCGUCUACAUCCUCGACCCCUGGUUCGCCGGCUCUUCCAACGUGGGCAUCAACAGGUGGCGAUUUUUGCUUCAGUGUCUUGAGGAUCUUGAUGCCAAUCUACGAAAAUUAAAUUCUCGUCUGUUUGUGAUUCGGGGACAGCCAGCUGAUGUAUUUCCCAGGCUUUUCAAGGAAUGGAACAUCACUAAACUCUCAAUUGAGUAUGAUUCAGAGCCUUUUGGGAAGGAACGAGAUGCAGCUAUCAAGAAGCUGGCCACUGAGGCUGGCGUGGAAGUCAUCGUGCGCAUUUCACAUACGCUGUAUGACCUGGACAAGAUCAUAGAACUCAAUGGCGGACAGCCACCUCUAACAUAUAAAAGGUUUCAGACUCUUGUCAGCAAGAUGGAGCCACUGGAGAUGCCAGCAGAUACCAUCACAUCAGAUGUGAUAGGAAAGUGCACGACCCCUCUGUCUGAUGACCAUGAUGAGAAAUAUGGAGUUCCUUCCCUGGAAGAGCUUGGCUUUGAUACAGAUGGCCUGUCCUCUGCAGUGUGGCCAGGAGGAGAAACUGAGGCACUUACACGUUUGGAAAGGCAUUUGGAAAGAAAGGCCUGGGUGGCAAACUUUGAAAGACCUCGAAUGAAUGCAAACUCCCUGCUUGCAAGCCCCACUGGACUCAGUCCUUAUCUCCGCUUUGGUUGUUUAUCAUGUCGGCUGUUUUAUUUCAAACUAACAGAUCUCUACAAAAAGGUAAAGAAGAAUAGUUCCCCUCCCCUUUCUCUUUAUGGGCAACUCCUGUGGCGCGAAUUCUUUUAUACAGCAGCCACAAACAACCCACGCUUUGACAAAAUGGAAGGGAACCCCAUCUGUGUUCAGAUCCCUUGGGACAAGAACCCUGAGGCUCUGGCCAAAUGGGCAGAAGGCCGGACAGGCUUCCCGUGGAUUGAUGCCAUCAUGACCCAGCUUCGUCAGGAGGGCUGGAUCCACCAUUUAGCCAGACACGCGGUCGCGUGCUUCCUGACUCGUGGUGACCUGUGGGUCAGCUGGGAAGAAGGGAUGAAGGUCUUUGAAGAGUUACUGCUUGAUGCCGAUUGGAGCAUAAAUGCUGGAAGUUGGAUGUGGCUGUCCUGCAGUUCCUUUUUUCAACAGUUUUUCCACUGCUACUGCCCUGUGGGGUUUGGUAGGAGGACAGAUCCCAAUGGAGACUAUAUUAGGCGUUAUUUGCCUGUCCUAAGAGGCUUCCCUGCAAAAUAUAUCUACGAUCCUUGGAAUGCACCAGAAGGCAUCCAGAAGGUAGCCAAGUGUCUGAUAGGAGUUAAUUACCCCAAACCAAUGGUGAACCAUGCUGAGGCAAGCCGAUUGAAUAUUGAAAGAAUGAAGCAGAUUUAUCAACAGCUUUCCCGGUACAGAGGGCUAGGUCUUCUCGCCUCAGUCCCUUCUAACUCUAAUGGGAAUGGAGGGCUCAUGGGCUAUGCUCCUGGAGAGAGCGUCCCGAGCUGUAGCGGCGGCGGGAAUGGAGGGCUCGUGGGCUAUGCUCCUGGAGAGAAUAUCCCAAGCUGUAGCGGCGGUGGUGGAAAUUGCUCUCAAGGAAGUGGUAUUUUACACUACACUCAUGGAGACAGUCAGCAGACUCACCCACUGAAGCAAGGGAGAAGCUCUGCAGGCACCGGCCUCAGCAGUGGGAAGCGCCCUAGUCAGGAGGAGGAUGCCCAGAGUGUCGGCCCCAAAGUCCAGCGACAGAGCAGUAACUGAUACG